Molecule: messenger RNA, 1196 nt
Organism: Amoebophrya sp. A120
Lineage: Eukaryota; Dinophyceae; Syndiniales; Amoebophryaceae
Source: the annotation of a GenBank genome assembly
GUAAAAGUGAACUUUGGGUCCAUGAAGUCGGAUUUCUUUGAAAUCAUCUGAAGGUAAAAGUUGCCUCGUCGCGCAUCGAAAUUUUUGUUCUUGCCGGGCCCGCGAGAGUUGCUGUUGAGAAAUGGUUGAGCACACGUUCAUCUCUGAGACGAAUUCCACAAGAUCGAAGCAAUUUAAAGACCAAGACAGACACAAUUACAAGCGUCUCCAACAUAAAGCUCGCCUCGAUCUCGAUCAUGCUAAGCAAUGGGAAAGGAUCCGCUUGAUCAGAAUUUAGAUCCAGUUUGCGACGACAAAGAGCACGCCCUGAUGUAAGUAACAGUGAAAGAAGCAGAUCUAAAUCUCGUCACGAAAACGAUCAAGGUUCCGAUAAGUGACCGGAGAUCAAAGAAUACAGAAAAAUCUAGCGAUCCGUUCUGUUUCCGACUAAGAAGAACUUCCUUUCCUGUAAGGAGCCGCUGACUGCAAACAUGAAAAUUUCUCAUCCACAUCAACUCUUUUUCCAGGGAACCGUAAAGGGCUUAGUACGACUUAGGCACUUUUGGUUAGUCCAAACCAAAACGGCAAAAUGGGCUCCAUCAAGACCUUCAAGCUGAAGAUGCUUCUCGCGAAGAAGAUGAAGCAGAACCGCCCGCUUCCGCAGUGGUUCCGCCUGAAGCAGGACAAGAUCAAGUACUAUAACCUUUUGUUUUUUCCCAUCUUUUCCUUUUGCAUCACAAGUGACGUUUUUUAUGCGAAGUGUGACAACAGCAGUGUCUGGCAAUGAGGUGUGCUGAGUUUAUGCCGUAGACCGCCGAUGACAUCAAAUCCUAAAUUUCCAAACCUCUACCAGGUACAACGCCAAGCGCCGCCACUGGCGCCGCACCAAGCUGAAGCACUAAGUGCUUCGCCGGACUAAUGCCAGCUUUCGAAAUUGUUUGCUUGGAGGAGGAUCUUUUGCUGACUGCGGAGAUGAUUCAGCGGGGCAAUUUUUGGAGAUUUUAAAGCAGUGGAGUCAGCGGGAGCAGAUUUGUGCUUGAACUGAGAAUAUGCUGAUGUUUGGACACACCUGUGAGAAUCUGCGCCUGCUUUGAGAACUUCAGUGGAAACAACGCUGUGAAAAUUCGAGAGAUUGUCUUGCUGCUUUGUCAAAGCUGUAGUACUGCCGAAAAAGUUGUUGUAGCCCGGUUUAAAAAAGGAAGCAGGCUUCUGGCCGC